AGUUCAAAUCUUCUGCAAUAAAGAGGGUGCAGUGGUGGUGGUGGCAGCUAUUGGUGUUCUCACAAGCUCUCGCCAUUUUCAACAUGAAGAAAUCAAAGAAGCAAUGGCAGACUAUUCAAGAAGAUGAAGAAGAUAAUGCAAAAUGGGUAAACCACUAUUCCAGUAAUCACCAAAUACUGUUGGUGGGAGAGGGUGAUUUCUCUUUCUCUCUUUCCCUUGCCAAAUCUUUUGGCUCUGCUGCCAACAUCGUGGCUUCCUCUCUCAACUCCUACGAUAAUGUUACCAAAAUGUACAAGAAGGCAAAGUCAAAUUUAGAAGAAUUGCACAAGCUGGGAGCAUUCUUAUUACAUGGAGUUGAUGCAACCAAAAUGAAGCUUCAUCCAGAUUUAAAAAUGCGAAGGUUUGAUCGAGUCAUAUUCAACUUUCCUCAUGCUGGCUUUCAUGGGAGGGAAGAUAGCUCGUCGCUGAUUAAGAUGCAUAAAGCCCUUGUGCAUGGAUUCUUCAACAAUGCAAGUCGCAUGCUUCGAGCCAAUGGUGAAAUACAUAUCAGUCAUAAAACUACAAAACCUUUUAACUACUGGAACAUUGAGAAUCUUGCUGCACAAUGCUUUUUGACGUUGGUUGAGUGUGCUGACUUCAAUAGAAAAGAUUACCCUGGUUACAAUAAUAAGAGAGGUGAUGGCUAUAGAUGUGAUGAACCCUUUCCACUUGGCAAGUGCUGCACAUACAAGUUUGUCUACAUCCCUGAAGGUAAGAGAAAGCGUAUGAAGAGAAAACGAAUGAGGGUUUCUAGACACAAAAGAAAUCUCCGAAUUCAAGAGAUUGAGUAUGCUGUGGAGCAAUUACCAACUUCAGCUCAUCUCAAUUAUUACCCUACAAAAAGUCACUUUCUAAAAAUGAAAGAAGAGACAUCAUUCACUGGGGUUCACUUAAGUAACAUGACAAAAGUGUAUGGAAGAGGUGCUCCUCCUGGUGGUUAUUCUUCUUCUCUUUGUAUGAGUCUAGGCCCUCCAAGAACAUUUCAACUAUGGCCAGCAUCUGCUAAUGUCAGAUACUCUAUGACAGAUCAUAUUAGAAGAAGGGAAACUGUUCCCGAACCACUGUAUACUCGAAGAACAUUGCAACCAAUGGAGCCAGAGCCAACAUCUGCUUAUAUCAGACACUCUUUGACAGAUAAUAUUAGAACAAUGGAAACUGUUCCUGAACCACUGUAUACUCGAAGAACAUUGCAACCAAUGGAGGAAAGGCAAUCUUUGCAAACAUGGCCAGCAUCUGCUAAUGUCACAUACUAUCUGUCAGAUAAUAUUAGAAGAAUGGAAACUGUUCCAGAACCACUGUAUGCUCGAAGAACAUGGCAACCAAUGGAGCCAUUGCAAUCUUUGCAACCAGGGCCCAGAUCUGCUAAUAUCACAUACUCUCUUAAAGAUCAUAUUAGAACUCUGGAAACUGUUCCAGAGCCACUGUAUACUGGAAGAACAGUGCAACCAAUGCAGCAGUUGCAAUCUUUGCUACGAGGGCCAACAUCAACCGAUGUUAAAUUCUCUCUGACAGAUGAUGAUAGAACAAUGGAAGCUAUGGGUGUAUCACCUGAUGCUAGAAAUGAAGGGUAUCGGGUUAAUGGUGACAGGUCACAUGGUAGAAGAAUUCAUACUUCUCCCUUAUCACAUGGUGAUAGAAAUGAAGGGUAUUGUGAGGUCUAUGGUAGAUGCUCAAAUGAUUGCAGAAGAAGAAAUGAUAAUGGAAGUUGUCUUGAUGGAGUAAGUUGUGACUUUGAAAGAUUCAUUGCUGAAGUACCUGGGAGGAGUGUUCAGAGUGAGCUUCACCGAAGUGUGAUUGUGCAGUCAUGAUCAUUCCGUCAACAUUGGAAAGUGCUGUAGAGCAACUUCAAUACCAGUUCACACUGUUUUAUUUCUUUUUUUUUUGUUUCUUCUGCCUGUUUAAAGCCUCUUACAUUCAAGUGCUUGCAGAAGCUGGUAUAAUUUUGUCAUUCACAUUUUCCAUUUGUUCAUC
Molecule: messenger RNA, 2010 nt
Organism: Vigna angularis (adzuki bean)
Lineage: Eukaryota; Viridiplantae; Streptophyta; Magnoliopsida; Fabales; Fabaceae
Exons: 3
Coding region: 84-1847 (587 amino acids)
Biological process (GO): rRNA base methylation
Cellular component (GO): cytoplasm
Molecular function (GO): rRNA (uridine-N3-)-methyltransferase activity
Source: RefSeq, a predicted model, not a curated record